This is a messenger RNA of Rattus norvegicus (Norway rat), 5302 nucleotides long. It is a transcript of the gene Nol4, whose product is annotated as nucleolar protein 4. The transcript is spliced from 11 exons. NCBI's taxonomy places the organism in Eukaryota, Metazoa, Chordata, Mammalia, Rodentia, Muridae. Gene Ontology annotation, cellular component: nucleoplasm. Bases 1615 to 3531 code for a protein of 638 amino acids. The record is from RefSeq and is marked validated.
GGGAGAGGCGAGAGGUUCAGUGUGUGGAGCUGCUCGCGCAGCGCCCGGGCUGUCAGUCCGAGCUGGGGCCGCCGCGAGACCUUCCAAGAGACGCGCACCCCCGCGCCCCGCACACCCUCGCUCGACCACACACACACGCACACGCUCAGCCUGGCCGCGCAGGAGCCACUGAGCAGCCCGAGAGCUCCGGGACCGGCUGCGGGCAGAGGAGUGAGCCGGGUUCCCACUGGGGCUUUCGCCGAGGAGACCGCAGCGAGCUUCCCGGUGGGCUCGGACCCCUCAGGAACACGGCGAGGGCCAUCCGGCUGGUUAAGCCGAUCCCUGCGACCCGCGCUGGCCUCGGCAGGGAGUGCAGUAAAGAGGAGCGGCUGCAGCUAGCAGGACUGGAACUCCCCUGGUUCCAGCGCCGCCGCGACACACGGGUGGAAAUCCUAAUGGAGGGAUCGCUUACUUCCUUUGCUUGGGAAAAUCGUCAGGAGCAACUCCGAUUUGGCUCCUCUGAGCAUCGGAGGGGGGUCCAUGACGUGACAGGGGGAAAAUAGACAACUGAAACCUCCCGCGUGAACUGCAAACUAUAACCCAGGGAGAGGGAAGAACUGCUUUCUGCAUUUUAAUUUCACGCAAAAAAGGUUCAAGUGUCGUGCGGUAAACUUAUUUCCAUGUCUUGUACCCACUUCAGCAGAACCCAGAGGGUCCUAUCUUGGGGACAGCAUCAGUCCGAAGAGCUCUAGCCAGCGGCCUGUCUUCCUGCUCCCACAUUCCCCGGACUGCAUCCCUGUCUGGGGUACUCCAUCUAUCCUAUAGAGCUAUGGCCAGGUAUCUAUGAAUACUGGGCGAAUUUCUGAAACCCAACUCUUACAACCUACCUGCGUGGCUGGAAUUUCACCUAAUACAUCUGAAGAAAUGGCAUUUUGAGUCGUUUUUAGGAUACCUUCUUUAAAAUUCAUGUAAAACAGGAUCUGAUAGGCUUACCAACAUGACAGGUAAGAACUUUCUGGCUCUCUAGUCCUGUCGCAGAGGAGGCCCAGGUUGAGCAGGAGAGAGAGUCCAGGGACCCGUGUGCCCACUGAGGCUCAUCAGCAGAGGGCUGCUUUUGCUAGAGGCGCAGCCCUGGCUCCUGGACCAUCCGCUGGGGAAGCUUCUGGGGCGCGCGCCAGGAGAUUGCCUUGCGCUCCACCUGCCCUGCCCUGGACACAGCCCGGGAGGCGAGGCAUCGAGGGACCACCUCAAGUCAAUAUUGGGAUUUUUAAUAAACCAAGGAAUGGGGUUUUAAUUAUUCAGAAACCCAGCUCCUCUGGGCCAGAUGCUGUUGGGAUGGUGCUGGUCACACAGUAUUAAAGAGACCGACCGCUAAGGGGACUAGAAAAGCGUCCGAGACAUCCUUUGCAAUUAGGAACGAGCCAGACUUGGUAGCACGGGGCAUUGAUUGCUGGUGCCCAUCCGGACCCUCCUCCUCUCUCCCUGAUCCUCCCCCCACCCCAUCGGAGGCAGCUCCCGCGGCUCGGCCAGGACCUCGCGUCCUCGCAUCGUGGUCUGGGCUGCGUAUUUCAUGAGCCCAGGGUGAACAGGUGCGAAGUGCGCUGGGAGCAUCCGGCCCACGGCAGCGCGGGGAACAUGGAGAGCGAGCGCGACAUGUACCGCCAGUUUCAGGACUGGUGCCUUAGGACUUACGGGGACUCAGGCAAGACCAAGACGGUGACCCGUAAGAAAUACGAGCGGAUUGUCCAGCUCCUCAACGGCUCAGAGUCAAGCUCCACCGACAAUGCCAAAUUUAAAUUCUGGGUCAAAUCGAAGGGUUUCCAGCUGGGCCAGCCGGAUGAGGUCCGCGGGGGAGGCGGCGGCGCCAAGCAAGUGCUCUUCGUGCGGGUCAAGACCACGGAUGGCGUAGGAGUUGAUGAGAAGCUUUCAUUACGGCGAGUGGCUGUGGUUGAAGAUUUCUUUGACAUCAUCUAUUCCAUGCAUGUGGAGACAGGGCCGAAUGGAGAACAAAUCCGAAAACACGCUGGGCAGAAGAGAACUUACAAAGCAAUUUCAGAGAGCUACGCCUUCCUACCAAGAGAAGCGGUGACGCGGUUUCUAAUGAGCUGUUCCGAGUGCCAGAAAAGAAUGCACUUGAACCCAGAUGGGACCGAUCACAAAGAUAAUGGGAAGCCUCCUACCCUGGUGACCAGCAUGAUCGACUACAACAUGCCAAUCACCAUGGCGUACAUGAAGCACAUGAAACUGCAGCUGCUAAACUCACAGCAAGAUGAGGAUGAAAGUUCAAUAGAGAGUGAUGAAUUUGAUAUGAGUGAUUCAACUCGGAUGUCCGCCGUGAACUCUGACCUUAGCUCCAAUCUGGAAGAAAGAGUGCAAAGUCCCCAGACUGCCCAGGGCCAGCAGGAUGAUGACUCUGCUGCAGAGAGCUCUAAUGGCAAUGAGACUCUGGGGCACAGUUCAGUUGCUUCCGGGGGAGCACAUGGCAGGGAGCCUGGGGACUCCAGCAGUGAUGGCAAAACGGGGCUGGAGCAGGAAGAACAGCCACUGAACCUGAGUGACAGUCCCCGCUCUGCACAGCUGACUUCGGAAUACAGGGUAGAGGACCAAGGCAGUAAUGGGAAAAACAAGUAUAAGAAUCUUCUAAUCUCCGACCUCAAGAUGGAAAGAGAGGCAAGAGAAAAUGGAAGCAAGUCUCCAGCCCACAGCUACUCCAGCUAUGACUCUGGCAAAAAUGAGGGUGUCGAUCGAGGCGCAGAGGACCUGUCCCUCAGCAGGGGAGACGAAGACGAAGAUGAACAUGACGAGCAUGAGGAUUCUGAGAAGGUGAACGAGAGCGAUGGCGUAGAAGCUGAGAGGCUGAAAGCUUUCAACAUGUUUGUCAGGCUGUUUGUAGAUGAAAACUUGGACCGAAUGGUCCCAAUCUCUAAGCAGCCCAAAGAAAAGAUCCAGGCUAUCAUUGACUCAUGCAGGCGACAGUUCCCUGAGUAUCAAGAGCGCGCCAGAAAGCGUAUCCGUACUUACCUCAAGUCCUGCAGGCGGAUGAAGAGAAGUGGUUUUGAGAUGUCUCGACCUAUCCCUUCCCACCUUACUUCAGCAGUUGCAGAGAGUAUCUUGGCUUCAGCCUGUGAAAGCGAGAGUAGAAACGCUGCCAAGAGGAUGCGUCUGGAUAAAACCCAGGACGAAGCUACUCCUGCUGACAAACAGUGCAAGCCUGAGGCAGCCCAGGCCACCUACUCAACGUCUACUGUUCCAGGCUCCCAGGAGGUAUUGUACAUCAAUGGCAAUGGGACCUACAGUUACCAUAGUUACCGAGGACUAGGAGGAGGACUGCUAAACCUGAAUGACACUUCUAGUAGUGGACCCACAGAUCUGAGCAUGAAGAGGCAGCUGGCGCCUGGCUCAGGAUCUUCCAGCAGUUCAAACCCCAGACCUCAGCUCAGUCCGACAGAAAUCAACGCCGUGAGACAGCUUGUCGCCGGGUAUCGAGAAUCGGCUGCAUUUUUAUUGCGUUCUGCAGAUGAACUGGAAAAUCUCAUUUUACAACAGAACUGAGGCCAACGAUGUCUGUACUCACUGGGUUCUAAAUUUGCGGUUUCCACUAAUGACACUUGAUUUUCCAGCAGAGAGACUCCUAGGCUUGCUCCACAGUCUUUUAAGAGAAGCGUUUCCAUCAUGCCAUGUUGUCCUUGAUCCAUACACUGGUGUGUUGAGGAGCGUCACAGGAACUCUGGUCUUGAAGUACUUGAGAUGCUCAAGUGUGCCCAGCCUGUUGCUUUUGUUUUAGUGUGUCAGCAUAAAUAUCAUAAGCAAUUUUUUAAAAGGCUGCAUAUUCUCAAUUCAAGGAUUAAAAAUGAAGAAGCUCAUGGAAUAAAAAAAAAGCUCAAGAUCCAACUGAAAUAUUAGUGGAAUUUUCUACUGACUCAUUGGACUGAAAGCUGAAGUAUCUGGGGGGAAAAAGCCAAAUUUCUUAUUGCUACAGGAUAUGACAACAAUGAAAAGGAUCUUGUAUUUUAAAAGAAAAAAAUGUAAUUUUUAUAAAAAGAAAACUUGUUUUUCAUUCAAAAUGGUCAUUUUUACUUUGGUAACUUUUUCAUAGGUUCUAAAAAGAAAACUGUUUUUGAGAAACUAUUGUAAGUACCCUUUCCGCAUCCCUUUUGCCUUCUCCUCUUUCCAAAUUCUUUCUACAAAAGAAAAAUAACACUCGAUGCUGGAAAACCCUUUGCCUACUUCCUGGAAGUCGACCCAUCAGGAACUACUUCCAAGAGAUGCCUCCAUUUCUGUCCUUACGCCAGUCUCAAAACGCCCACGCCCCACGGCAGCUUACCACAGCAGUUUUCAUCCCAGAAUUUUCUAAACAUUAUAAAAAGACGUGUUGAAAACAAAACCCCAACACAUCGCUGCGUUCCCCAGAGCUGCUUGCCCCAGGCUGUGCUACCCAGCAAGCCUCCAGAGCAGCGACUCGAUGUAGAUGACUGAAUGUUACUGAGGUUGCAAGUGACAAUCUUAAACUUUGCACUCUUGUAUGUACUUCUCAUUUCUUUUGGAAACAGUUUCCAGGAAAGGCUGUUGUUGUGUCUCCUGGUAUGAUUUGUAGCAUUUAAGUUUUUGUUCUUUUUUAUUUUUAUUUAUUUAUUUUUUUAAAUUGAGAGCUCUCAGCAGAUAGAGCUAGAUCUGAACAACGAACUCUCUCUCCCCUCCGUCUCCCAGGCUCGGCCAUUUUCUCCACUUCUAGUGUUAGACACAACCCUGAGUGGUAUUUUCUGUGCACUGAAGCAAGCCUAUUUUUAAGAUAUUUAAGGAGAAGUACUUUAGUUCAUACUUGUACUAUUUUCCUUUCUGUUGUUUAGCUUCGGUUGAAUUACAAAUUCUUUGUGCAUUCUUGAAUUUGCCUUAUUUUAUGUAAAAUCUAUGUCAUUCGGGUUUUGACAAUGAGUUGAAGGCAUUAGUGAUAUCCCUUACCUUCUUGUUACAUCUAGUUUUCCAAGUACUGACUGUGAUUGUGACCAGGUAAUGUGCACUUUUUCUUGUAACUGUGGACAUUGCUAUGCUUUUUUCUUCUUGUGUUUCUAGAAUUAUUGUUCCUUACAGUUACGUAAACAAAAAUACAAAAACAACAAAAAAAUUUUGUGAUACUGUUGGUGAAUAUAAUGUGAAAAUCUUAUUGAAAUAUGAGUAUUUUGGAAAUACAUAGAUGCACAAACAUCUUUUAAAGGUGUGAAUUUAGAGUUUGCUUAUUUAAUGAAAAUUUAAAAAUUUGAGGGCUGGUAUAAGUUUUCUCUGUUUUUGUUUGGUUUAAUAAAAGAUUUCUGUGUUAAAGAAACAA